Synchiropus splendidus (mandarinfish) is the source of this 1668-nucleotide messenger RNA. RefSeq names its product NIPA magnesium transporter 1 (gene nipa1). The transcript has 5 exons. NCBI's taxonomy places the organism in Eukaryota, Metazoa, Chordata, Actinopteri, Syngnathiformes, Callionymidae. Gene Ontology annotation, biological process: magnesium ion transport. Gene Ontology annotation, cellular component: membrane. The record is from RefSeq and is a predicted model, not a curated record. Bases 359 to 1144 code for a protein of 261 amino acids. Gene Ontology annotation, molecular function: magnesium ion transmembrane transporter activity.
CACUGCCCGUGGGAGGGAUUGCAAUUGCAGUAACAUCAAGUUUUGUCAAUGGCUCGACAUUUGUGCUUCAGAAAAAGGGGAUGUUACGCUCCCGUGACAGAGGAGGUUCAUAUCUCCGAGAUAUCGUGUGGUGGAGCGGAACGGCCGCAAGUGAGUCGAACUAGACACAGAAACACUUUGCCCCGAUAUAUUUCUGUCAGAAGGCAUUAAGAAGCCGGUAAUGUUCAGCGAUUAGUUUAAACACCUGUGGAUUCAAACACAAGUACCCGAAAGGAUCCCGAACUUGGUGCCAGGUGACUAGGGAGGAUGACGCAGAUGAGUUGAAGAGCCAUGAAAGGAGGAUGAUUUGGUGAUCCUGAUGUGGAAUUCAAAGAAGACUGUACCAGUGAUUGUUGGUCAAAUUGGGAACUUCCUGGCUUACAACAUGGCUCCAGCUGUGAUUGUGACUCCACUGGGAGCCCUGGGAGUUCUCUUUGGAGCUGUGCUGGCUUCUUGGAUUCUGGAGGAGCGAUUGAACAUCCUGGGACAGCUUGGUUGCAUCUUAUGUUGCUGUGGUUCAGUCGUUCUUAUUAUACAUUCUCCAAAGUCUGAAACCGUCACAUCCAGACUAGAGCUGGAGCAGCAGCUGUUGGACCCAGUGUGCGUCAUCUUCGCCCUCCUGGUGGUCGUGACACUGAUAGCCUUGAUUGUUUGGAUCGCUCCAGCACAUGGCUCCACAAACAUCAUGGUGUAUGUCUCCAUAUGUUCGCUGCUGGGGAGCUUCACUGUACCGAGCAGCAAGGGACUUGGUUUGGCUGCGCAAGAUGUCUUCAGCGAAGACGGCCACUUCAACAAACAAGCACUGACUCUCUUCCUUUUCUUGUUGUCAACAUUGGCCGUCAGCAUCCUGAUACAGUUCUACUUCAUCAACCAAGCUCUGGAGGUGUUCAGCUCAAACGUGUUUGAAGCUAUUUAUUAUGUGACGUUUACAUCCACUGUGAUCCUCUCCUCUGCUCUUCUAUUUAAGGAAUGGACCUGUCUAACUAUAGCCGACUGUUUUGCCAUGAUGUGUGCUCUAUCUACUGUGUGCGUUGGGGUUGUUUUGCUCCGCUUAUCACAGGAGACAUCACUCACCUGGAAGCAGAGUCAAAAAAAGAGUGAUUAAGGUUAUUUUCUUUGUUCAAGACUGGCCUCGGGAGCAAAUCCAUUUAAACUCUAAGAGGUACAAACCACUGCACACAGCUGGAUUACCAGGACCAACAGAGGUGAUGUGUUCUAGUAAUGGAGGGCAAAAGAAAAAACAUUGUUGUGAUCAUUCUGGAAAACACAUAAUUCAUUUGAUUUUUGUUUCAUAGUUUCCACUUUCUUUCGUAUUUGUUUUGCCAAGUAAUUUCAUUUUUGUAUUUAUUAAUUGCAUAACAUAAGUGUGAUUUAAUUUAUAAAAUGUGGCCAUACGCGUGUUUAGCAGUGAAUGAAAAUGGAUUAAAUAUAACUAUAUUUUUUCCGGUUCAUUUAUUGUUUAAAAAAAUUCAGCCAGAAAAUGCAAACGGAAUGGGCUUCUAUUUUAUAAUGUUGGGUGGGCUUCAAUCAUUUUAUAUGGGAAAUGGUAUGUUAAUUCAACAUCUAUAGUAUGAAAUCAUGGACUCAAUACCACUGUUUUAAUAAUAGAAUAAUGGAAUGGGUUUUUUU